Cuscuta campestris is the source of this 924-nucleotide messenger RNA. NCBI's taxonomy places the organism in Eukaryota, Viridiplantae, Streptophyta, Magnoliopsida, Solanales, Convolvulaceae. The record is from the annotation of a GenBank genome assembly.
CUCAGCUUUCUUUUCUUCCGCUGUAACAUCGUGCCGUUCGUGCGUCCCUUCUUCUCCUUUCUCCUUCUUUCUUUUUUUCUUUCUUUUUCUUUCUCCUUUUCCAUCUUCCUCAUCUCUCCUCCGUUCCUCCUAUCUCCGCCGGCUCCAUCAACAUGGAUAAUGUACUGAUCUUUUUUCCGACGCCCAAGGAGAUCGAGACCGCCGACAAGGUCCCCCAUUUCGUUGACACCUUCUACAACCUCGUCACGGACAUUUACGAGUGGGGUUGGGGCCAAUCCUUCCACUUCUCCCACUCCAUCCAGGGGAAAUCCCAUCGCGAUCUGCUCGGAGUUGAAGGCCGGAGACCGAAUCCUGGACGCCGGCUGCGGCGUGGGGGGUCCGAUGCGUUCCAUUGCUGCCCGUCCUGGACGCCGGUUUCCCCUCUUUCUUCAAUUUCCCCUUCUUCUUCUUCCCCGUCUCCAUCCCCGUCCACCGUCCCUGCCGACGAACGUAUGUUUCAGUCCACCGCCGAUUGCAAAGCGAGAGGGAUCCAAAUCAACCUUUGGGCAACGUUUGCAAAGCCGGUCCUCAAGGUGAUAUCGUCGAGACUUAAGAAAGCCUCGAGGCUGAGCUCUGAUACCAAAUGUUAGGGGUGAAACGGGGGUCUUAUCAAGUUGAUAAUUUAGUGGCGGAUUUGCGGGGGAAAAUGGAAGGGAAAUAGUGGGUGAAAAUACGGAGGGUGUUUUAGGAGUUCUUUUUGGUAUUUUAUGGAAGAAAAGAAUAGGAUUAAGAAGGAGAAAUGGGGAGAUAAGAAAUGGAAGAAAAAUCAGGGAUGGAUAAACCAAGUUGGUGUUUAAGAGAUAUUACACACUCUUUUCCUAACUUGGGGUUUGAAUCUAGAAUUUAAUUAAGAUAUAACACACUUAAUCAAAUAUCUAGAACCUA